AGAGUACAAAAGUUACUCUCGAAAACAAAAAAAAAAGUGAAAUUUUAUUUUUUAAAUAGAGCAAAUAUUUUUUAAUAAUUUUUAAAGUUGUACAAAUGAUAAUACUUAAGUUUGUAAUUGUAACAAUUGUAGAUAAUUAACUUCAAAGUGAUCGCGUUAGGAAUUGUAAAAUACUCAACUUUUAAGAUAAAAUAACAUUUUAAUUGUGUUUGAAAGCUUCAUGGAAUCUUCUGAUUCAGAUCCAGAACUCACAUCAUGGUUUAAUGAAUUAUGGAGGAAAACAGAGGAAAGAAAAUUUAAAGAAGAUUCUUUAAGAAAGUCAGACAAUGGAAGGCAAUUAAAUAAAAACGCCACCAUAAAGAAAAAAUGGUGUAGGUGUAGCUUCUGCAACAGAGUCUUCCUGUUUGAAAAAUUAUUACAUAAACGAAUAAUAAUUAACUUAAAGCUUUACGAGUGUUGCUGGUGUCACUCAGAGUUUCAAUGGAAAUUCUCCCUUAUAAAUCAUAGAAAGAAAUGUCGACGAGAGUUGGAAGAAAGCAGUAAUUGUAGUGCAACAACAACUCAUUCUGUUAUAUGUAAGUAAAAUUCAAGAUAAGCAAUGCCCCACGUGCUACCAGAUAUAUUUACACCUCAAUUUUAUCAAGGAACGAGUGAGAAGAAAAAGGAAAGUACAUGAUGAUCGAAAACAUAUCACGUGAGGAUAUUGGCAAAACAACUACUUACUUGAUAUUUGUCCGUUUUUUGAUUGAGCUUCAGUCUGAACGUUGGUGCUACUCGAUGUAGACUCAGUGCUUAUAUCCCUUAAUGCUAUUGAGUCUGUCUUAUUUAUUAUAUUUUCUGGUGUGCUAGCAACUGUAACGAAAAGAAGAAAAUUUUCUUUUAAAUCUUUUUAUUCUAUUAAAUAUUUUAUGUGGCAAACAUAGCGUUAGAU
Messenger RNA from Clunio marinus, 931 nucleotides. The record is from the annotation of a GenBank genome assembly. Lineage: Eukaryota; Metazoa; Arthropoda; Insecta; Diptera; Chironomidae.